CUCUCCCUGACCCUGCCGUAUGCUCCUCCCCGUCAAUUCGGUUAGUCGCCAGGUGCAUCGCCUCACUGAGAUAUCACCAUGAAUAUUCCUUUUCAAGACUGUCCAUAUUUUGUUCUGUUAAAGGGCUUUGUUAGAAAAUCUGAUUUAACUGAGUAUUAUUCUGCUCUAAAUUGCGGCCCCUUCUGGUUGUGAGUGGAUCCAAGAGUUCACAUGAUGCAGUAUCUUUUUGAAAGAUGAUACAUUAUCUUCAUAAAAGAAAGGAAGUUGGAGGAGUUAUUAUUGAAGAGGGAUUCAGUGGUAUGUGCUUCUCAAGAGCUAAACUGGAACAAGAAGUGCAUGACUCUCAUGCCUACACUAACUAAUCAGACUUCCCGAAGGAGAAGAAGGAGGUGCGGAAAGAGGAUGGGAGCAACAAAUCUGAAUCAAAGAGGGUGAGAAUUACUUAUCGAUGACUCGGGCAUCAACUCUUGAUUUUCGGCGGAAGACACAGGGUCAGAACAACUGGUCUGGGCCGUUGCGCCUAGUAAAUGUCGUCAGAAAUAAAUUCCCUACCUACAAGAAUGGUACGAAUGGGAUAGUCAUCAAAUUUGCUGAUGAGCCAGAAACGCCAUGACUUAAGGAGUCUGUUGCCAAAGGGACAGCAGAUCUGCUUGAUCGGCGUCAGCGUCUUUCAGUCCGCGAGCUCGCAAUGAAAUUUGAGAAGGGCCUCAGUACUGCCACAUUAUUAUCUAAUGAGGUUAAAUGUAAACAAGUGGCUUUAUUGGAGCGAGACAUCCUUCUGAAGAAUCUAAAGAGUGUAUUGGAGUCACUGAGAGGACAAGUAGCUGGCAAAUAUAAGGAUGAAUUUGAGGAAUCAGUAUCUAUGGUGGAUAUUUUAGCAGUUCAGCUGUCCAAAAGAGAAAAUGAGUUGCUUCAGCAGAAAACCGAGGUCACGAGAAUAGCGACUUCACUGAAACUGGCUUCUGAAGAUGCUAGGAGAAUUGUUGACGAAGAACGAACUAAUGCACGCAUGGAGAUUGAAAAUGCUAGAGCUGUUGUACAAAGAGUUCAAAAAGUACUUCAAGAGAAAGAGAACAGUUCACAAAGAAUUGGAAAGCAGAAGAGGAAGAUCUAGAAAUUUGCAUACCUAGAGGAACUCGCCUUCUUGAUGCCCCUUGCUUACAGAAGGUCGACAUCGACUGAGUACGAGCGGCCGUAGGUCACAAGGGGGCGUGGAACUGCUGCAGCCCAUCUGUGACAGAGCAGACUCCUGCGAAUUUGCCCAGCAGUACAUCCUCUACAUGGUAGUAACUUGAAGAAAAUUCUUCCUUUUUGCUUCCAUGACCUGAUAUCCUCCUCGCUGAUGUAUCGAGGAGCCGUGACCCGGCCUCACAGGAAGGGCCAGGGCGAAGACGUAUCCCCGACAGCCAAGACACGGCCACGGUGGUGAUUUUUGAUGGUGAGACAGAGCAGACUCGAGCGACUUUGCCCAGCCAGGAGCACAUAAAAGAUAAUCAGCGUUUAUUCGCUAGCUGGAAUUAAAGGCAACGGCGAGAGAGCAAGAUCAAGGACAACUU
Molecule: messenger RNA, 1556 nt
Organism: Triticum aestivum (bread wheat)
Lineage: Eukaryota; Viridiplantae; Streptophyta; Magnoliopsida; Poales; Poaceae
Product: stomatal closure-related actin-binding protein 1
Exons: 9
Coding region: 689-1114 (141 amino acids)
Biological process (GO): regulation of stomatal movement; actin filament organization
Molecular function (GO): actin binding
Source: RefSeq, a predicted model, not a curated record